AUGGACCCACCUCACCUUCCCGCAAGGCGAGGAUCUUUGCAGGGGGGAGGACGGAGCGUGCGGCAGGAGCUCCCCGGCAGCAAAAGGAGGAGCGUGGGCAGAGGAGACAAUGCUGAUCCAGCCGGGGACCGCAGCCUGCCCCUCCACCCCCUCCUGCGCCUGCCGUGGCUGAGGGUGCCCCCGCUUGCAGGCUCUGCUCCCCAGGAUGCGCCGGAGCCGGGGGGACGCAGAGGGGCCAUGGGGGCUGUCGGCGUCCUGGGCUGGCUGAUAGGGGUGGCAACGGGACAGCGUGGCUUGGGCGCCGGGGCACCCGGGGAGGUGACGGGGUGCGGGGGCAGCGGCAGCACCCCGGGGCGCGCAGGAGAGCUCAGGCAGGGACGCGGCCCCCAGCCGGCAGCUGCCCCCCCCUGCCCCCCAGGCGCCUGGCCCUGCAGCCCCAAGUACUUCGGCCGCGACGCCCUGGUGUGCGUCUGCAACGCCACGUACUGCGACACGCUGGACCCCGUGGUCCUGCCGGCCCCGGGCACCUACGUCAAGUACGAGAGCAGCAAGGCCGGCAAGCGGCUGGAGCGCAGCGAGGGGAGCUUCCAGCGCAGCCUGCGUGCCCCAGGGCUGCUGCUGAUGCUCAACGUCUCUGCGCUGUACCAGCACGUGAAGGGCUUUGGUGGGUCCCUCUCCGAUGCUGCUGCCCUGAACAUCCUGGGGCUGUCGCGGCCAGCCCAGGACAACCUGCUGCGCUCCUACUUCUCCGAGAGCGGGAUUGAGUACAACCUCAUCCGCCUCCCCAUGGCUUGCAGCGACUUCUCCAUGCGCCCCUACAGCUACGACGACGUCCCCCAUGACUACGAGCUGAAGCACUUCAGGCUGGCAGAGGAGGACGUGAAGAUGAAGAUCCCCCUCCUGCACCGAGCCUCGGCCAUGAGCAGGCGGCCGCUGUCACUGUACGCCAGCCCCUGGACCUCCCCAGCCUGGAUGAAGAGUAAUGGGGACGUCCGUGGGAAGGGCACGCUGAAGGGGCAGGCGGGGGACAAGUACCACAAGACCUGGGCCAACUACUUCAUCAAGUUCCUGGACGAAUACGCCAAACACAACGUGACCUUCUGGGCGGUGACGGCGCAGAACGAGCCCCUCACGGCGCUCUUCGCGCACCCCCAGUUCCCCACCGUUGUCUUCACCGCCGCGCAGCAACGGGACUUCAUCGUCCGCGACCUGGGCCCCGCGCUGGCCCGCAGCCCCCACCGCACCCGCCUCAUCGUCCUGGACGACCAGCGCAUCCACCUCCCGCACUGGGCCAAAGCGGUCCUGGGCAAUGCCACCGCUGCCCGCUACGUCGCCGGCGUGGGGGUUCACUGGUACCUGGAUGGCAUCGUCCCGGCCAGCUGCAGCCUGGAGGCCACCCACAAGCUCUUCCCUGACCAUUUUCUCCUCUACACCGAGGCCUGCAGCGGCUUCCUCACCCUCUGGUUUUCCGUGUCCCUGGGCUGCUGGGAGCGAGGGGAACGCUACAGCCACAGCAUCCUGACGGUCCUGAACCACUUUGUGGCCGGCUGGACCGACUGGAACCUGGCCCUGAACCUGGAGGGGGGCCCCAACUGGGUCAAGAACUACGUGGACAGCCCCGUCAUCGUGGACACCAGCGAAGGCAUCUUCUACAAGCAGCCCAUGUUCUACCACCUGGGGCACUUCAGCAAGUUCAUCCCUGAGGGCUCCCGGCGCGUGGGGCUGCACAGCAGACGCAGAUGUCUCACGUGUCAGCUGGAGCACGUGGCCGUCCUGCGCCCUGACGGGGCCCUCGUCCUGGUGGUCCUCAACAGGUUUGGCUGGGACGUGCCGUUUGGGAUCCAGGACCCCGCCGUUGGGUUCAUCGAGACGGUGGCUCCGGCCAACUCCAUCCAGACCUACCUGUGGCACCAGCAGUGA
Messenger RNA from Nipponia nippon (crested ibis), 1920 nucleotides. The record is from RefSeq and is a predicted model, not a curated record. Lineage: Eukaryota; Metazoa; Chordata; Aves; Pelecaniformes; Threskiornithidae.